AGGAGAAGCAGCGCUCCAUUUACCCACAAACCACCUCACCACCCGGCUCUGAGGACCAGCUGAAGGUCCACUAGGAGACCCUUCAGCUGCAGAUUAAAGCUCCUCUGAUGAAGAGCCGCCGUCUGCUGAGGGUAAAAAGCUGCAGCGUUCUUGUGUUUGGCGUCAAAGCCGCGGUUCUGCUGUGACCGGAGACGCUGGUGUCGGGUUCUACCGGGUCACUGAGAAAUAAAACACCGACAGAAACCAGAGCAGCAGCAGAUCCUCAGACUGGAGCUCAAACAAGCUCCAGAAAGGAACCUGGAAACCUCCCAGAGACCCUCGUGUUCCUCAUCCACUGAUCAGCUGAUCAAUAAUCAAUAAUCAGCGACUGGGGGUGAACAGGGAAGAGUUGGAGCUCCUACAGAUGUUUUGGAGGAAGGAGGGACCAUGGCAGCUGAUCCAGUGACAGCAGGGCAGCUACCUUAAGACUCAGACGGACUCCAGAGACUCUACAGACCAGGACCAGGACCAGGACCAGGACCAGGCAUCGCCAUGGUGAACACAGGGAUGCAGCUGAUCAGCUUCACCUGCGCCGUCACCGGCUGGAUCAUGGCCAUCGCGGUGACGGCGCUGCCCCAGUGGAAGGUGUCGGCGUUCAUCGGCAGCAACAUCCUGACAUCGGAGAUCAAGUGGGAGGGCAUCUGGAUGAACUGCGUGUACCAGACCACGGGCCACAUGCAGUGUAAGACCUACGACUCCAUGCUGGCGCUGCCGCCGGACAUCCAGGCGGCCCGGGCCCUCAUGUGUCUGUCCAUCUUCAUGGGCUGGCUGUCCUGCACCGUCUCCUGCUGUGGGAUGAAGUGCACCACCUGCGCUGGAGACGACCGGCGGGCCAAAGCCGGCAUCGCGCUGUCGGGCGGCGUCCUCUUCAUCCUGACGGGGCUCUGCGUCCUCAUCCCCGUCUCCUGGACCGCCAACACCGUGGUCCAGGACUUCUACAACCCCAACGUGCCGCUGAUGCACAAACGGGAGCUGGGCCAGGCCAUCUACCUGGGCUGGGCCGCCGCCGUCAUCCUGAUGAUCAGCGGCGCCGUCCUGAGCAGCACCUGUCCUCUGAUGGAGCGAGGAGGACGAUACCGACGGGGCUACAUCGGACGGAGCUUCGCCAACUCACCGGCCACGGCUCCGGACCCGCCCAAACCCAUCACCUCCAACAGCCUGCCGCUGAAGGAGUAUGUCUAGACCAGGGGGUCCACCGGGUCCAGGCCAGGACCACAUGCAGACCUCCAGACCGGACCAGUAGAACCAGUAAAACCAGAACAUGAUGACCUCUAAAUAACCACAACUCCUGAUGGUUCCUAAUGUUCACAUUUAAGGAAUUAUCUUUUUACCAAACAUCAGGAACAACCUGAACAACUGACAAAAAAAAGGAUACAAACGAGACAAAAAUACACAAAACGACAAAAAUGCUACACAAAAUGAUAAAAGUAAGUCAAAAAACAACAAAGACAACACAAAAUAUUACAAAAAUGAGGCACAAAACGACAAAAGAACAAAGAACAAUCUAGUAUUUUACUUUCUGAUCCAAACAACUUGUCAUGGUCUAGAAAUGAUUUUAAAUUUAUAGUUUUACUAAUUUACAAUCUGCAGUUAAUGUCUUCUUUGGAAUUUUUACACUUUGAGGGCCGGAUUGGACCCUCUGGAGGACCACUUUUGGUCCACGGGCCUCAUGUUGGACCCUCUGGAGGACCGCUUUUGGUCCACGGGCCUCAUGUUGGACCCUCUGGAGGACCGCUUUUGGUCCGCGGGCCUCAUGUUGGACCCUCUGGAGGACCGCUUUUGGUCCGCGGGCCUCAUGUUGGACCCUCUGGAGGACCGCUUUUGGUCCACGGGCCUCAUGUUGGACCCUCUGGAGGACCGCUUUUGGUCCGCGGGCCUCAUGUUGGACCCUCUGGAGGACCGCUUUUGGUCCGCGGGCCUCAUGUUGGACCCUCUGGAGGACCAUUUUUGGACCACGGGCCUCAUGUUGGACCCUCUGGAGGACCGCUUUUGGUCCACGGGCCUCAUGUUGGACCCUCUGGAGGACCGCUUUUGGUCCGCGGGCCUCAUGUUGGACCCUCUGGAGGACCGCUUUUGGUCCGCGGGCCUCAUGUUGGACCCUCUGGAGGACCGCUUUUGGUCCGCGGGCCUCAUGUUGGACCCUCUGGAGGACCGCUUUUGGUCCGCGGGCCACAUGUUGGACCCUCUGGAGGACCGCUUUUGGUCCGCGGGCCUCAUGUUGGACCCUCUGGAGGACCGCUUUUGGACCGCGGGCCUCAUGUUGGACCCUCUGGAGGACCGCUUUUGGUCCACGGGCCUCAUGUUGGACCCUCUGGAGGACCGCGGGCCUCAUGUUGGACCCUCUGGAGGACCGCUUUUGGUCCACGGGCCUCAUGUUGGACCCUCUGGAGGACCGCUUUUGGUCCACGGGCCUCAUGUUGGACCCUCUGGUCUAAAGACAAACUGAACGUCUCCAGAUCCAGGUUUAAAUCUGAAGUCUGUAUUUAUGAAUAUAUGGGAUCUAUAUUUUGUAUUUCUAUUUUCCUGAACUGUGGAGCCUGAAGAGCCUCCAGGACCAAACAGGAUCAAUCAGAACUGAUCAGGACCGAUCAGUGGGCUUUCAUGAUGGCUCUGUUGUGACGGUUGCCGUGGUUUCUCUACCUCCUGAUGAUGCUGGCUGAUGACAUCACAGCGGUGAAAUAAAGCAGUGUGAAGCGUGAUAAAAACAA
Messenger RNA from Acanthochromis polyacanthus (spiny chromis), 2747 nucleotides. RefSeq names its product claudin-4-like. Gene Ontology annotation, cellular component: bicellular tight junction; plasma membrane. The record is from RefSeq and is a predicted model, not a curated record. The transcript is spliced from 2 exons. The coding region runs from base 532 to 1221 and encodes 229 amino acids. Gene Ontology annotation, biological process: bicellular tight junction assembly; cell adhesion. Gene Ontology annotation, molecular function: structural molecule activity. Lineage: Eukaryota; Metazoa; Chordata; Actinopteri; Pomacentridae.